This is a messenger RNA of Amorphotheca resinae ATCC 22711, 1160 nucleotides long. RefSeq lists its product as hypothetical. Gene Ontology annotation, biological process: protein phosphorylation. The transcript is spliced from 4 exons. NCBI's taxonomy places the organism in Eukaryota, Fungi, Ascomycota, Leotiomycetes, Helotiales, Amorphothecaceae. Gene Ontology annotation, molecular function: ATP binding; protein kinase activity. The coding region runs from base 1 to 936 and encodes 311 amino acids. The record is from RefSeq and is a predicted model, not a curated record.
AUGGCUUCUCUGUUCCGGCUGGGACAAUUUCUCAAGGGUAAAGCGAGCACGUAUACUGUCGUCAAACAGCUUCACGAAUCCAUUUGGCUAGCAACCAACCACCAGAGCAAACAAACCGUCGUAAUCAAAAGUGUCGGCCAUUUCCGCCUUGAAAACGAACGUGAUGUUCUCAAAUACUUCCAAUCUCAAACAUCUUCUCUCCGCCCGCUGAUCGACGAGAUAGAAGAUCCAUCUGAUCCACCUGCUCUUGUACUGAGGCAUCUUGAUGAUGAUCUUCUAAAUGCUUCAUCAGCUCAGCGGCUUACUAGACCCGAGAUCAAACAUGUUGCAAAAAGGAUCCUAGAUGCUUUAAAUGUUUUGCAUGAGAAUGGUUUUGUACAUACAGAUAUCAAGCCUGACAACGUCCUAGUAACAUAUGGACAGGGCGAUACCCGUUUCGCUGACGUUCAGUUGGCCGACUGCGGGAGUACUGUUCGUGUUGAUUCUGUCUUCGCGAAGGACCGUGAUAUCAUUGGCGCCCCUAUAUGGCGGAGCCCUGAAGCACAGCUCCAGAUCGGAUGGGGUACUCCGACAGACAUUUGGUCCUUUGGCACGUUGCUUAUAACAUUGAUUUGGGGCGAGAACUGGUUCAUCUUCAAGCCGGACGUUCCAGCCGACCACGAAGAAUAUGAGUUGAGGAUUCUCAUGAAACAGCAUCAGUUUUUUGGGCCAUUCCCUCUAUCGUAUAAGGAGAUCGCAGACGAUGAGACGUUAGCGAUUCUGACCCACAUCAUGCAUCGCGUGCCACCAGAGAGGAUGAAGCCCUUCGGACGCAUCAGUGAACGAGAGAUUUCGAAGGAGGAUAAGGCCUUCGUACUCAAGAUCAUGAAGCUGGACCCCAGAGACAGACCGACAGCGAAAGAACUCCUACAGGACGAAUGGUUCACGUCAGCAUAGGGACUCUUUUUUACGGUAGAUAUCCUGGCCAGGAGGGAGCGUUGAAAGUCCUACCUUUAUUUCUGUAGAUAUUACCCAAAAGAGUGCGAAAUUGGGAAAAUGGAUGAAAUGAGAACCCGGCUAUAAUGCAAUUCAACAUACAUACUAUAUAGUGUCGAAGGAGGGAAGCCCAUCUGUCACGGCCUGAUUUAAGGAGUCGAUUUUGACGUUACUACUAAUCGUCC